Messenger RNA from Suillus bovinus, 764 nucleotides. RefSeq lists its product as uncharacterized. Gene Ontology annotation, biological process: spliceosomal snRNP assembly; RNA splicing. Bases 50 to 385 code for a protein of 111 amino acids. Gene Ontology annotation, cellular component: catalytic step 2 spliceosome; U4/U6 x U5 tri-snRNP complex; U1 snRNP. Gene Ontology annotation, molecular function: RNA binding. The transcript is spliced from 6 exons. The record is from RefSeq and is a predicted model, not a curated record. Lineage: Eukaryota; Fungi; Basidiomycota; Agaricomycetes; Boletales; Suillaceae.
UUCGAUCGUUUGUUUGGCCUUCACAAACAAACGCUCCUUACAAGCAAUCAUGAGUCAAUACGUGCAUGUACCAAAAUCAGAACUUGACGAGGCGCAGCUGCGUCAGUUGGAAGAGCACGAAAUCAGCCAGGGGCCCCUUUCAGUUCUGCAACAGGCAGUCCGCAACCAUGCCCAAGUCCUCAUUUCUUUGCGAAAUAACAAAAAGCUUCUCGCUCGUGUAAAGGCCUUUGAUCGUCACAGUAAUAUGGUACUCGAAAACGUCAAAGAGAUGUGGACCGAAGUUCCAAAGGGUAAGAACAAGAAGCCAGUCAACAAGGAUCGGUUUAUCAGCAAGAUGUUCUUGCGCGGAGACUCGGUAAUUCUUAUUCUGCGCAAUCAAGCUUAGAUCGACAUUGAACAGUCUGCCAUGGCCGAGGGCGCUCUGCGGCCCAUCUCGUUCCUUAUGCGGUUCUACUCCAUGUAUACCGCGGAGCAUGGUACCGAUGUAAUUGUCGCAUGUCCUUAAGCAUUAUAUUGACAUAAUUUGGGUAUCUUUGUUGUUUGUAUGGUUCGCUCCACUUAAAAAAUAUACUCCCUGUAGCGCUUUGAGCGCGCCGGACCUGCGCUCAGAGCAAUCUAACUGUGUUGCCCCAAACAUUUUUGAAUUAUAACCUCUGGAUCAAUAUAGAGGCUGAUCUACGCGUGAACAGCUCUUCCCGAAUACCCGAAAUGAGAAGGGACGUCUAUUCAUUGGCUCUAGACCAUGAUGAUGCUGCCAAACUGAC